GCGGUCCUACAGGGCCCAGGCCUGUCAGUCUGCUAGCUCUGCAGAGGAAGAUGGCGUCUCGAAGAGAGAGGGUCUCUACGCUGCCCCGGCUCCAGCUGCUAUUGCUGUUGUUGCUGCCGCUGCUGCUUGUGCCCCAGCCCAUAGCAGGCCAUGGAGGCAAGUACUCGCGGGAGAAGAACGAGCCCGAGAUGGCCGCCAAGCGCGAGUCCGGGGAGGAGUUCCGCAUGGAGAAGCUGAACCAGCUAUGGGAAAAGGCCAAACGGCUUCACCUGUCUCCCGUGAAGCUGGCUGAGCUACAUUCUGACCUGAAGAUACAAGAAAGGGAUGAACUCAACUGGAAGAAGCUGAAGGUGGAAGGCUUGGAUGAGGAUGGGGAGAAAGAAGCGAAACUGGUCCACAACCUUAAUGUCAUCCUGGCCAGGUACGGACUGGAUGGGAGGAAGGACACCCAGAUGGCGCACAGCAACGCACUCAGUGAAGACACCCAGGAGGAGCUGGGGGACCCCAGGCUGGAAAAGCUGUGGCACAAGGCAAAGAUAUCAGGGAAAUUCUCCAGUGAAGAAUUGGACAAGCUGUGGAGGGAGUUUCUGCACUACAAAGAGAAGAUCCACGAGUACAACGUGCUGCUAGACACACUGAGCAGAGCUGAAGAGGGUUAUGAGAACCUCAUCAGUCCGUCGGACAUGACCCACAUCAAGAGAGACACCCUGGCCAGCAAGCACAGCGAGCUGAAGGACAGACUGCGCAGUAUCAACCAGGGCCUCGACCGCCUGAGGAAGGUCAGCCAUCAGGGCUAUGACUCCGCCACUGAGUUUGAAGAGCCCCGAGUGAUAGAUCUGUGGGACCUGGCUCAGUCUGCCAACUUCACCGAGAAGGAACUGGAGUCGUUCAGGGAGGAGCUCAAGCACUUCGAGGCCAAAAUCGAGAAGCACAACCACUACCAGAAGCAGCUGGAGAUCUCCCACCAGAAGCUGAAGCACGUGGAGAGCAUCGGCGACCCCGAGCACAUCAGCCGCAACAAGGAGAAGUACAUGCUGCUGGAGGAGAAGACCAAGGAACUGGGCUACAAGGUGAAGAAGCAUCUGCAGGACCUGUCUAGCAGGGUCUCAAGGGCUCGGCACAAUGAGCUCUGAAGCCAGAAGCCACCACCAGCAGCCUGGAGAGGCUCUUGAAGACACCGGGAGCUGUCAGCAUGUCAUCGGCUUGCAUGGACCUGCAGUGACAGUUUGUGGCUGACCACAGUGACAAGGAGGAUCCUUUGAAAUACCAAGCUGAUCCUGCAGUGCCUGGCAAGGACUUCUUUUCUUUCAAGCAAGGGUAGCUGUCACCACCCUGGUUGAGGGCCUUGGGUACAGCUAUCAGUGAGAUAUGACUGGCCUCCACACUGCAGCAAAACAGUUUACACUGAAAUUGCAGAAAUCUGCCACUGGAAAUGUUCUGUACAGAGUCCUUAAAUACAUGCCAGGGUUUGA
Apodemus sylvaticus (European woodmouse) is the source of this 1472-nucleotide messenger RNA. It is a transcript of the gene Lrpap1, whose product is annotated as LDL receptor related protein associated protein 1. NCBI's taxonomy places the organism in Eukaryota, Metazoa, Chordata, Mammalia, Rodentia, Muridae. Gene Ontology annotation, molecular function: lipase binding; low-density lipoprotein particle receptor binding; very-low-density lipoprotein particle receptor binding. The transcript is spliced from 8 exons. The coding region runs from base 51 to 1133 and encodes 360 amino acids. Gene Ontology annotation, biological process: negative regulation of receptor internalization; negative regulation of very-low-density lipoprotein particle clearance. Gene Ontology annotation, cellular component: endoplasmic reticulum-Golgi intermediate compartment; endoplasmic reticulum; cis-Golgi network. The record is from RefSeq and is a predicted model, not a curated record.